Phaedon cochleariae (mustard beetle) is the source of this 1289-nucleotide messenger RNA. NCBI's taxonomy places the organism in Eukaryota, Metazoa, Arthropoda, Insecta, Coleoptera, Chrysomelidae. The record is from the annotation of a GenBank genome assembly.
AAGAAUUUGAAAGGUUAUUAUAUCACUCAAAUUUUUUUUAUUUAAGUUGUGUUCAAGCAUUUUCUCCGAGGGCAUGACAUGACAAAAAUAUUGGACCACUUGAUCAUAAUAUUCGUGUUAUCUCAGAUAAAUUACACUUAUUCAAGUCAUUCUAUUACUAAAAAUAUGUCAGCAAAUAAUUUUCCAACUUUAAAAAAUGAUCGAAUUCUAAAAGCGGCUAAAGGCGAAAAACCUGAUAAACUACCAAUAUGGAUAAUGAGACAAGCAGGGAGAUAUUUGCCAGAAUUUAUGGAGUUCCGCAAGCAACAUUCCUUCUUUGAAAUAUGUCAGACUCCUAGUUUGGCUUGUGAAGUAACUCUGAUGCCUAUCAAGAGAUAUGAUCUAGAUGCUGCUAUUAUUUUUAGUGACAUAUUAGUAAUACCUCAAGCUCUUGGAAUGAUUGUAGAAAUGAGACCUGGUGUGGGGCCAGUUCUACCUGAACCUCUCACAUUGGAAAAUUUAAAAGAACUGAAUAAGGAAGGAGCUGUAUCAAGGUUACAAUAUGUUGGUGAAGCAAUCACUUUAACUAGGCAUAAGCUAGAGGGUAAAGUUCCAUUGUUUGGAUUCUCAGGAGCACCAUGGACCCUAAUGGGUUAUAUGAUUGAAGGAGGAGGCUCAAAAACCUUGAGCAAGGCUAAAAAAUGGUUGUAUGCAUAUCCAGAAAUAUCUCACCAACUAUUAGAACUAUUGACCAAUGUGAUAACUGAUUAUUUGGUCAUGCAGAUCCAGGCAGGGGCACAAAUCAUUCAAGUGUUUGAUAGCAGUGCAGAAUAUCUGAACAGACACCUUUAUGCCAAGUUUUGUUUACCAUAUUUGAAAAAAAUAGCAUCUGGCAUCAGAGAAAAAUCCACAGCAUUAAAUUUAGAACAAGUACCAUUAAUUCUCUUUGCAAAAGGGGCCCACUUCAGUUUAGCAGAACAAGCUGAUCUAGGUUAUGAUGUAUUAGGCAUAGAUUGGACAAUGAAUCCAAAUCAUGUGAGGUCAACCCUGAAGAACAAAAAUAUCACAGUACAGGGUAACUUGGAUCCUUGUGCAUUAUAUGCCCCAAAGGAAGAAUUAGCACAAAUGGUUAAAGACAUGGUGAAAUCAUUUGGAACAGAGAGAUAUAUUGUCAAUUUGGGACAUGGGAUUUAUCCUGAUGCACCUACUGAAGCUGUUCAAACAUUUAUUGAUGCUGUUCAUUCAAUUCCUUUGUAGUUUAUUUUUACAUUGAUGGUUUUGUUGAUUUUUUAUAAAUAUUUAGUUAUAUA